AUGUUCAGAGGCGGUCUUAGAUCUUAUGUGCAGGUGAAGCAUAUGGCUACUCAUGCCUCACCAUCAGCACCAGCAGGUGCUGAUGCCACUGCUUCUCAGGAGAAGAUGUCUGGUCUCUUAGAAAAGUUGGCUUCGAUUACACAAGCUCCUGCAAAGGCAAGGGUUCCUACAGGCAAGCAGGACUACAAGAAGAAUAGACAAAAUAGAAACUCUGACGGUAGAAGAGACAAUGCUUCUUUUAAUGGUAACAAGAGAACCCCUCGCAGAAACGGCAACAACUCUCAACAGAGGGACAACAGGAACUCCCAAGAGAGGAGCGAUAGAAGAGGUGGUUACAAAUCAAAUAGCAGAACUGUCCAGACAGUCUCUCAUUUUGAUAGAAUCAAAAAUCCAAAGAAGACAGUUGCUGAGAGCUCCAAAUCCCAAGGUUCUUUUAUAAAUGAGAAGGGGUUGUCUUUUGCAGAGUUGCAGGAGCAGAGGGCCUUCUAUAUCAGAAGAAAGCUACAAAGCGAGUCGAACAUUGCUCCAACCACUCCAGAAAUCCAAAUUUUCAACUUUGAAUAUUCUCGUGCUGUUCAUAAAACCUUGAAAUAUGCACCAAGGGAGAAUCCAUUUACAAGCUUCAAGGAACCUAGAAACGAGUUCCAAUUUGAGACAGUCUCAAGGGAGGAACUGGAGCUCUCAAAGGAUAAGAUGGGCUAUGAUGCUAAAUCGAGAUUGCUAAGAGCCCUUGAAACCAUUUGUAACAGAAGAGGUUAUAAAUUAUUAGACCAUGCUAAAUCAAACGUUCAAUACUUGCCUCUCACCGCAAAUCUAUAUCCAUUUGCGAACACAACUUUGCCAAACAAUUUGAAGAGACCGCAUGCAUCCCUCAAAUCCUUGACCAACGUUGCACCCGAAGAAAUCAAAUCGACUAUUGAAAGUGUUGUUUUAGGCCAUAGAAAUGAAUUGAAAUUCGAUGAGAAACAAAACUUCAAAACGGCACAGUUAAGAGUCAAUGCGCAAGUUGUAGUGAAUGCAUUAAACAGAAAUGCUCAAUUACAAGUUGACAACUUGCACCAUUCCAUUGCAAAUGUUGCUCUUGGUAAUGGUCCUGUCAAAUCACUUCCAAAGGCUAUCUUACCACCGAAAAAAGUGUAG
Messenger RNA from Pichia kudriavzevii, 1140 nucleotides. RefSeq lists its product as uncharacterized. The coding region runs from base 1 to 1140 and encodes 379 amino acids. The transcript has a single exon. The record is from RefSeq and is a predicted model, not a curated record. NCBI's taxonomy places the organism in Eukaryota, Fungi, Ascomycota, Pichiomycetes, Pichiales, Pichiaceae.